Linum trigynum is the source of this 1269-nucleotide messenger RNA. The record is from the annotation of a GenBank genome assembly. NCBI's taxonomy places the organism in Eukaryota, Viridiplantae, Streptophyta, Magnoliopsida, Malpighiales, Linaceae.
AUGGCGGCGGAGGCGAAGAAGCUGAAACCAGCAGCAGCAGAGCCCGACACCGACAGGCUCAGCGCCCUCCCGGAGGACAUCCUUCGCCACAUCCUGAUCGCCGCCGAUCUGGACCUAAAAACCACCGUCCAGACCUCCGUUCUGUCCCGCCGCUGGCGCCACCUCUGGCGAUCCGCCCUCCGCGAAAUCCGCCUCGAAACCCCGCGCCGCCGCGACGCCACCGUGAGAAACCGCCACCUAUUCACCGAUUUCGUCGACAACCUGCUGGCGGCUCGCGAGCCCCGAUCGGAGCUCGCACUCAUCUCCAUCACCGUCAACGACGCCUUCGACCCGAAGUACGACGACCUCUUGGGCCGGAUCUACGGGUCGGCCCACGGGGCCCGCGCCUUCCGGCAGACGAUCCGGGCCCGGCUCCGGACGAUCGUCGAAACGUUUCCCCACGGUUUCAUCCACCUCUGCCGGUCCCUCCAGGAUCUCGACCUCUCCCUCCUCAGUUUCGAUUUCGACGAGCUCUGCCUCCGGUCCUCCAACUUCGUGUGCCUCACUGCCCUCCGCCUCUACCGCUGCGAGAUUUUCGUCCCCCCGGCUCUCUAUGCGGCUGCCGCCGCCGGCGACGACUAUGAACCUUUCGCGGGGAUCCCCAAUUUGAAGAAGGUGGUGCUGAUCGACUGCGUUUUCGAGACGAAGAACGCGGUGAAGGUGUCGGGGGAGAAACUGGAGGAGAUCGGGAUCGAGUUCUGCUACGAGCCACAUCUGUUCGUGAUAAAGCUCUGCGCGCCCAAGGCCACGAAGCUGACGCUAGGAGGAGUGACUCUGAGUCGAUUCUCGGACGUGGAGCUGCCGUCGUUGGAGUUGCUGGACAUCGACGUCUGGGUGAGGCCGCGGCCGAAGACCGUGGCCGGCCGGGCGAGGCGCGCGCUGCAAGUGUCGUGGGAGCAGGAGUGGGAUGCGGGGUUGAGGUUUCUCUCUACGUUUGAGAAGUUCGGGAGGGCGAUGUGUGUUAAGCUGCGGCCCCGUGCUAUUGAGGGGCUGACCAUGGUUCCCGGUCUACUGGAAGGACUAGCUUCUCCGUUUAAGAGAAUAAAGUGGGUGGAAUUCUGUGGAUCUCUACCCUGCUGCAGAAGUGACUUCGUCUCUUUGAUUGGUUACUUCUUUAAUCAGUGCCUUAGCGGCGGAGCUCAUAUCUCCCAACAUUCUUUUGCUUCACAAGAACGCGGCGCUACCGAUCGACUGGUCCUUGUCCUCCGCAAAGACGGCGACGCUGAUUAA